Molecule: messenger RNA, 936 nt
Organism: Aspergillus oryzae RIB40
Lineage: Eukaryota; Fungi; Ascomycota; Eurotiomycetes; Eurotiales; Aspergillaceae
Exons: 4
Coding region: 1-936 (311 amino acids)
Molecular function (GO): arylformamidase activity
Source: RefSeq, a predicted model, not a curated record
AUGGCCUCAGUCCCCGACUUCGACAGCCUAACCCUAGACCCCAAGGGUCCCGUAGGAAACGCAUGGGGCCUGUUCCCAAGAAAUGACAUCGGCAUGCUCAACCUACUCACGCCUGAGAACAUACGACAAGCAGCGAGCGAGGAAAUUCGCACGGGUGUCCGAAUUUCGCUCGAUCUGGCAUUAGACCGGCUCAACCACCCGAGUUAUGGACGCAAGCCAUUCACCCGGGAAAUGGUGAAUAAGGCACCGAGAAUUGUGAAUGACGAUAUUUUGAUGUUUAAUACGCAGACGAGUAGUCAGUGGGAUGGGUUUCGGCAUUAUGGACACCAGGAAUUGGCAUGUUACUACAAGGGACAUACGUUAGAAGAGUUGCAGGAUUCACCUGUUAUCGGCAUUGAUUGCCGAGGAGUCCUCCUCGACUAUGCAACCUGGGCGAAAAAGAAUGCAAUCCCCCUAACCCCCUUCCAGACCAGCAGCAUCCCCCUCUCCCACCUUAAAAACAUAGUCCAAGAAAAUAAUAUCAAAUUCCGACCCGGCGAUAUCCUCUUCGUCCGCACCGGCUUCACAGAAGCUUACAACAACCUCUCAAACGAAGAAGAAGCCGCGCUGGCCCAGCGCCCCAGUCCCGAUUUCUCCGGCGUCGAGAACGGUGAAUCCACGCUGCGCUGGCUGUGGGAGAACCAAUUUGCCGCAAUUGCUAGUGACUCACCGAGCUUUGAGCCUUCACCUCUCGUUAGGGAGGAUUCACCGGCGAAUACGACAUUGCACCAGUGGUGUCUUGCAGGGUGGGGGAUGCCGAUCGGGGAGUACUUUGAUUUGGAGGAACUUGCGGAGUACUGUCGGGUGAAUGGGAGGUGGAGCUUCUUUUUGUCGAGCGUGCCGCUUAAGGUUCCGGGGGGCGUCGCGAGUCCGCCUAAUGCGGUUGCUAUUCUUUGA